AUGCUGUCCAUCCCUUACCCCACCAUCAUGCUGUCCAUCCCUUACCCCACCAUCAUGCUGUCCAUCCCUUACCCCAUCAUCAUGCUGUCCAUCCCUUACCCCAUCAUCAUGCUUUCCAUCCCUUACCCCAUCACCAUGCUGUCCAUUCCUUACCCCAUCACCAUGCUGUCCAUUCCUUACCCCAUCACCAUGCUGUCCAUCCCUUACCCCAUCACCAUGCUAUCCAUCCCUUACCCCACCACCAUGCUGUCCAUCCCUUACCCCACCACCAUGCUAUCCAUCCCUUACCCCACCACCAUGCUAUCCAUCCCUUACCCCACCACCAUGCUGUCCAUCCCUUACCCCACCACCAUAAUAUCAAUCCCUUACCCCAUCACCAUAAUAUCCAUCCCUUAUCCCAUCACCAUGCUAUCCAUCCCUUAUCCCAUCACCAUGCUAUCCAUCCCUUACCCCAUCACCAUAAUAUCCAUCCCUUACUCCAUCACCAUGCUAUCCAUCCCUUACCCCAUCAUCAUGCUAUCCAUCCCUUACCCCAUCAUCAUGCUAUCCAUCCCUUACCCCACCACCAUGCUAUCCAUCCUUACCCCACCACCAUGCUAUCCAUCCCUUACCCCACCACCAUGCUAUCCAUCCCUUACCCCACCACCAUAA
This is a messenger RNA of Pelobates cultripes (western spadefoot toad), 651 nucleotides long. Lineage: Eukaryota; Metazoa; Chordata; Amphibia; Anura; Pelobatidae. The record is from the annotation of a GenBank genome assembly.